Molecule: messenger RNA, 5895 nt
Organism: Zootoca vivipara (common lizard)
Lineage: Eukaryota; Metazoa; Chordata; Lepidosauria; Squamata; Lacertidae
Source: RefSeq, a predicted model, not a curated record
UACCGAGAAGGCCCUCCACCUGGUUCUCUGUAACUUCGCUUCUCACAGUGAGGGAACCAGCAGAAGACCCUUGGAGGAGAACCUCAGUGUCUGGGCUGAAUGGGGGUGGAGACGCUCCUUCAGGUAUACUGGGCCGAGGCUGUUUAGGGCUUUAAAGGCCAGCACCAAAUAAAAUCAGAAGUUAAAAAAUAUCCAUUAUAAAAUAAAAUAAUACAUGAAAAUAGAUGCCAACUUUACAUAUCUCCAGGUGGGCUUGGCCAAACCAAGAUAGUUUUUAGUAGGGGGUGAAAGCUGCAGAGCCUUUUCCACCCCAUUUGUCUCCUGCAAAAGUCUCAUUUGUUCGCUGCCACUUUAGCACUGAUGGGGAAACCCCAGCUUCAUUUUGAUGUGGUUUUCACUUGUUGAAAUAUGUCUCUUGAGAUCAUUACAUUGCUGGAAAGCCCGGAGAGGGGACUGCUGUUCUUCCUCAGCACCCUUCUUCCUUCCAGCUUUUGGGUUUUGUGAUCCCCCACGGGGCAUUUAGCAUGUGCCCCAAAAUCAAACAGCAAGUGAGCCCAUGUGAUUUAGCAGGGCUCUAGAGAGCCGUGGGAAAGAAGUGGGGGAAAUGGGGAAACCAGCCUCGUGACUGAAGCGUUAACGCCUGCAACCCGCUUGUGGGCACCUUUAUGACAGGGCAGUGCUUGCAACUGAGAAGAAGGAUUUCCAAACAACAGCAUGAAGAGAGGGCAUGUGAGUUCUGACAGUUAGAGAGGGGUUUCCAAACAGCAGCAAGAAGUGAGGGCGCCUGACCUCUUGCUUGUGGAAUCCUAUGAACUUGAAUGGAUGCCCACUUGUUAAAAUAAGUCGUUCCUGUUGGCUAAUCUUUCCAUAUAUAAUUUUUUUGUCAAUGUAUGCUCAGUAUCUUUAUUUCUUAUUUAUAGCACAGGGUUUCUAGAGUAAAACAUAAUCGAAAGGGCAGGGUCUCUGCCACACAGGUGCUACACAUAGCUGCCAAGUCUCCCGUUUUUCGUGGGAAAACCCCGGAUUUUAAUCCGUUUCCCGCUGUUAACCCGAAUAGAAAAAAAUCCCGUAAAUCCCCCGAUUUCCUACCUGCCAGGGGGGCUCCUUCUGCGCAUGUCUGGACAUGCACAGAACUGAUUUCGGGUGCCGCUCUGCCCAUGUCUGGGCACCGGAAGUUGCUUCUACGCAUGUCCAGACAUGUGUAGAAGCGACUUCCGGUGCUGGUGCCCUGCCGCUGCUGAUCCCGGAUUUUUCAACGGGAGAGCUAUGGUGCUACAGCCUGAAUUUUUGAGUGAGGAAGAGGCCAUGGAAGGGAGGUCGACAGACUCUGAGGUUAUCAGUGGAAGAAUGCAGUUGCAUAAGUAGAUAGAAAUCAAACAUGAAUCCAAAAACCUCUAAAGAGGGGAGAAGGGAAGCAGACAAUUGGGUCAAGCAGGUUAUCCACGCAAGUUUGCUCUUUAUGGCUCUGUGAGGAAUUGAGGGGCCUGUGCUUACAAACUUAUGCUUAAGCAGACAUUAGGAUAGACAGAAUGAGGUACUGAGGGGAGCAGGGAAGAGACCGUGAAAUCGCGCUACAGUCAAACCUUGGUUGUUGAACAUAAUCCAUUCCGGAAGCCCGUUCGGCUUCCAAAAUGUUCAACAACCGAGGUGCGGCUUCCGAUCAGUUGCAGGAGCUUCCUGCACUCAAGCGGAAGUCACAUCAUACAUUCUGUUUCCAAAAAAACGUUCAAAAACAGGAGCAUUUACUUCUGGGUUAUAAGCGUUCGAGAGCCGAAACGUUCCAAAACGGAGGUGUUCAGGAGCCGAGGUUUGGCUGUAUUUUGGGUUGUUGGGUUCUUAAUGUCUUAAGUAAAGAGGAAAGUGCUGUUGACUUUAGAAAGCAACGUGCACACCUAAUAACUAGCAACUUGAGGAAACUUCUAUAUUGGUCUUGAUCAGAGAAAGUGAAGAUCCCAACCAAGAAGGUGGCAAGUGAUAUGGGUUUGCAUGAACCAUGGUUUCCAUUGGUGCACGUGUGACAUGAGAUUGAUCUUGCAAAGGGAGCAGGGUUCACUUCGGGGACAGGGUGGGGGAGGGAGGGAGGGAGCGCACAUCUCCCAGACUGGCUCCCAGUUUGCUGAUGCGCUUGGCAAGGUGCCAGCAUUGCACCUCCACUGGUCCAGCAAAGGAACUGAGGCUUACAUCUGGGUGGGAACAGUGCUCCAGGGUGAUUAGAGGAUAUACACUGAGCUUCCGAUAUGUUGCUUGAGCGAACAGUUAAAAGAUCAACUUUUGCUUAGCAAAAAAGUGAUGGUGCAUUCUGAGUCGCUAAUGUCUAAAGUUUCACUGACAUGCUUUCACAUCAAAUGAUUUGCAUUCAUUGAUAGCAGCAGAGGCGUGGGAAAUUCCUGCUGCCAAUAUUGCAGCAGGGGUAAAAUUUCCCACACCCACAAAUACUCUAUUUUUAUGUGCCAAGCAAAGUGAGAAUGUCUUCUGAAAUUGAUGAAAAAUGUGAAGUUUCAUUCUGAUACAGUGGUACCUCGGUUUAUGAACUCAAUUGGUUCCUGAAGUCUGUUCAUAAACUGAAGCGUUCAUAAACUGAAGCGUUCAUAAACUGAAGCGAACUUUCCCAUUGAAAGUAAUGGAAAGUGGAUUAAUCCGUUCCAGACGCGUCCGUGGAGUACUCAACCUGAAGCGUACUUACCCUGAAGCAUGGGUGUAAUUGGUUCCGGAAGUCUGUUCAUAAACUGAAGCGUUCAUAAACUGAAGCGAACUUUCCCAUUGAAAGUAAUGGAAAGUGAAUUAAUCUGUUCCAGAUGGAUCCGCGGCGUUCGUAAACCGAAAAUUCGUAAACCGAGGUGUUCAUAAACCGAGGUUCCACUGUACUGGGGUAGGGAAAGCAAGCAAGAGGCUGCAUUUGUUACUAACAUCUAGCCAAUUUCUGUACAGGCUCCAUCACCUUGUGAAACAAUGUUAUGUAUGAUGUGCUUUUAGUUUUGCCCACAAACACCAUUUUGAAUUUAGCUGUAUUGAAUGAUGCCCCUGUUUCUCGUCAAGCCAGUAUUGCAAGGAGUUCAUUAUUUUGCCCAAGCUAUCUUGGCCUUAAUGAAUGAGAAAUGCAAUCCAGCCAGAUUGCUUUAUGAUGUGCGGGGGGUUGAGUUUAAUGGCCCUUGGGGGACCUUUCAACUCCACAAUUCUAUGAUUCCCUGCCAGGGAUCUCAAGAAACCAAAGCUGUUGCAGUCCAGCAGACAGAGAUAUUGCAGAGAGGGAUUCUUGUGGCUCUGUUCUCCCAUCUCUAAAGCAUCCUCCUUCUGCAUAUCUGUCAAGAAAUUCUGAAAGAAAUCAGAAACAGGACAAUGGGUUUUUAGCUUCCACGAUUGCUGGCACUUCCGACUCUGCUGAGGAAGACAAGAGUGUUCAUGGGGUUGCGUGGAGAAACUUGAGGGGAGCCCUCUGUCGUUGCAAGACCUUGACUGUGAAAUAAACUCUUCAGAAUCUCUCAGAAUGCUGUUCUUCUUGUUGCCUCUCCUCUUCCAGCCCCAAGGUAUUUGUGGGAUCAGCAGAGAUGAAGGAGACUUCCAGUUUUGUGCAACCAGGAAUCAAACAAAGAAAAGCAAUAUCAGUUAUGAAAUCCAGAGCGACGGCAUCAGCAUUGUAAACAGUGCAGAGAAACUGAUCCUAAGGGCACCUUUCACUUCAGAAAUUCAGUGUGGUCAUUUUCCAGAACCCAAGGAGUGUCUUCUGCCAGAACAACUGGGGCCUUAUCGCAUCUGUUUACACUGGUUUCCGCAUGACAGUCGCUUGAUGAUCACCUAUGGGAAGUCCAAAACGAAUUUCAGCUUGACUAGCCAGGCAUAUACCCUGUACUGUCCUAUUACAACUGAAAAUUCUUCUCAAAAUGGCCCCAGUGUGCUUUACAGGGUCUCCUAUGCCUUUAAUAGGGGUGUCCACAACACAUCCCUUCCAGACAGGUCUGCAUAUAAUUUCUACUUCACAGGUGAUCAAGGAAAUAUGCCUGUUCGAGUAUGCGAUAUGGAAGGAAAAGUUAGGAGCGUAGAAGAAAAGCUGAAGACCCUGGAAAAAGGCGUGAAGCCUGGCAAGAGUGGCAGGAACGGCCUUCGGCCAAACCCAUUUGAGUUGCUCCAGCGUUUGGAGACAGAGUUGGGAGAAGCAGAAUUCCAAGGGAAGAACAAGACUUUUGGGAAGGGAGCACUGCUACAUGCAAGCGUCUGGAAUUUCCAGUCCUUCAGUCAUCAGAAUAUAACUUUUGGACCCAAGCUGGAGGAGGACAAAGAGGUUCGUGGCUUUGAAGUGAUGCUGCCCAAAGCGGCCCUUGACAAAGUCGUCCUUGCAAAACCCAAACUCGGGCGCAGGCCUGCUACGCCGAGGGCAGUGCUGCUGGUGGUUUCAAGCUCCGCCCUCUUUCAGGACCAAAGUUCUUCGGACCAGAUCCUGGGUGGGAAAGUGAUUGGCCUCUCUAUCUGGAACACUUCAGUCCAUGGCCUGCUCAAAGAGGAGCGGGUGGCACUCACUUUCUGGCACAACCGUCUUCCGUCGAACGUGACUCCCCAGUGUGUGUUCUGGGACAUUGGCUCUGAAGCUGGCCAUCCAGGCAAGUGGAAUUCAUCUGGCUGUGAAGCAGAACGAGGAGUGGACCGAACUAUCUGCCGCUGUGACCAUCUCACCUUUUUUGCUGUGCUGAUGGUGUCCUCCCCAGAAAUCGGCCGCAGCCACCAGGUCUACCUGACCUUGAUCACUUACAUUGGGUGUAUCGUUUCGGCCGUGGCAUCGUUCUUCACCAUCUUCUUCUUCCUCUGCACAAAGAGGAAGCAAGGGGACAACAUUGUCUACGUUCACAUGAACCUCCUCUGGGCCAUCUUCCUUCUCAACAUGAGCUUCCUCAUCGCAGUGCCUCUGGCCCCUAACGGUGGUGAAGUAGCUUGCAAAUCUGGCGCCAUGUUUCUGCAUUUCGGGGUGCUGGCCUGCCUGACCUGGAUGGGUAUCGAGGGCUACAGCCUGUACCUCCUUGUGAUCAGAGUCUUCAAUUCCAACAUCAAGCACCUGCUCCUUAAGCUUUGCCUGGUGGGCUGGGGUCUUCCCAUAUUCAUUGUUCUGCUGAUCUGUGUGAUCAACCCGUCGCAUUACGGACAUUUCCCCAUUAAAGUGUAUGAAUCCUCUGGGGAAUAUACCAAUGCAACAAUCUGCUGGAUCACCAAAAAGGAGAUCAACAACUUCCUGAAUCUGGGCUUUCUAAGCCUGGUGCUCUUCUUCAACACCAUCAUGCUGGGCGCAAUGGUGCAAGCGAUCCUCAAGCUGCGAUAUCACUGGGGAUACGCCGUGAUGCUCCUGGGGCUGAGCUGUGUGCUGGGCAUCCCUUGGGGGCUGGCCUUCUUCUCCUUCACCUCUGGAACCUUCAAGCUGGUGUCCGUGUACCUUUUCACCAUCAUCAACUCACUCCAAGGGUUCCUCAUCUUCCUUUGGUACUUGGCAAAAACCCUCCAGUCCCGCAGGUCUUCCUCCUACUUCUACAGCACAACUUCCAGCAGUGUCAAGCUACAGCCAAGCAGCACCAGCAUAUGACCCAGUGAGGGGGGCCACAUUCUGCUUGGAUGUCCUGCCUUGCCUCCUGUGGAACCGAAGGCCUCAUCCCUACCUGCUUCGAAAAUCCAGACUUUCAGGAAUCACUUUGUCCUUGCACUGCUCAUAGCUGAGUGGUUGGCAUACAAGCUAUUUUAAAACCUGGAACCCUCCAUGCCUGUCUCUCCCCUAUUUAUCAGGGAUACCCUUGCCUCUAACCCCUGUCUCCAUGGAAAGCGCUCGUACCUGUUGAGCACGUGCGAGGGAACUGUUGCAAAGAGGAAACCACGUCCAGAAAUUGUUUAAAUGCAGUAUUUCUAUAUAUAUAUGUAAUUUUU